AUGUUCACUGCCCCUUUAAUAGCCAUGGGGGCCACCCUGGGCACGGCCUCGGGGCUCUUUGCCCUCUGCGGAUUCCUAUUCCUGUGCAAGUAUCUCCGUAAGAAGAAGAUGCCGCCCGACAGCGGGGAAGGAACGCCGGUCACCAUGGCCAGCGUUCUGCAACCGGGGCAAGUGAUGAAUGUUUUUAAAUGCACGGAGCCGGUCCAGCCCCAGGCCAAGCUCUGCUUCCCUCACAUCAUCUCCUCCAAGCAGACAUCUCCGGAGAUUGUUAAUUGCAAAGAUCGCUCUUUGAUGGCGGCGGGAAGCGAUGAGAUGGAUGCAAAUGAGGCUGCAGAAAACUCAACACUGACGGCUAUUUCAGGAGCGCUGAUAUCAGAUCAUUGUGGGAAUACUCCUUCUUCUGACAAUGAGGAUUCAGAAAAAGCGAACAGCCCACUUCAUGUUCCAAAGCUGCGUUACUCCCUCGGAUACGACCGGCAGACAGCCGAGCUCUGUGUAUCUUUCCUGGAAGCCGUAGGUGUGCUGCUGCCUGGAGAGGAGGAUUCUGGGAGUCACUGCUACGUUUUAGGCACACUGAACACUCAGCGCGGACGGACGGAGGGCCAGACCGCCUUGGUGAAAAGAUCGGCGCACACUGUCUGGGAGGAAGCCCUGCUGUUCCCUCUGCAGGAGGAGGACCGAGCCCAAACCACGCUGACCCUUACCCUGCGCAACUGCGACCGAUUCUCCAGGCACCAGGUGGCCGGGGAGAUCACCCUGAGCCUGGCCAAUAUUGGCAUUCCAUUUGGUACGGCGCGAUGGGUGGACCUCAGGGCACCGGAAAAGGAUGUUGACUCCACCAGUGAAGUUCUCCUGUCUAUGAGUUACUUGCCGGCAGCCAAUCGUCUUAUUGUGGUACUGAUCAAAGCCAAGAACAUACAUUCCAAUCAAAACAACAAUCUCCUAGGAAAAGAUCUCUACAUGAAGGUCACUCUCUGGCAUAAGUCUCAGAGACUCAAGAAGAAACAAAGCAAAAGGGCAAAGCACAAAAUUAAUCCUGUCUGGAAUGAGAUGAUCAUGUUCGAGGUGCCAUCGGAGCUGCUGAAAGAGGUCAGAGUAGAGAUGGAUAUGCUCUGCCAGGAACCUGGUGGGGGCCCAAGUUACUCCCUGGGUACCUGCAGUCUGGGGUCAGAUCUGACUGCUACAGGAAAAAGUCAUUGGCAAGAGAUGAUUAACAACCCCAGGAGACAGAUAGCCAUGUGGCACCGUUUGCUUCCAUGA
Molecule: messenger RNA, 1260 nt
Organism: Staurois parvus
Lineage: Eukaryota; Metazoa; Chordata; Amphibia; Anura; Ranidae
Source: the annotation of a GenBank genome assembly